AUACCAGCAGAAGAAACAACAACCAUAUCCACAACAACAGAAUCUGCUACAACUGCGGCUGAUGACACCUGUAGAAACAACAGCCACUGCCACAACAGAAUCUGCAACCACUGCACUUACGACACCUUCCGAUUCAACAACCAUUGCCACAACAGAAUCUGUAACGUUAGUGACCACACUUGCAGAAACAACAACAGUUUCGACAGCAAUAACAGAAUCUGCAACAAAUGCAGUGAGAACAUCAGUUGAAACAACAGCCAUUUCCACAACAACUGAAUCUAUAACAACGGCAGUCACAACAGCAGUGACAACACCAGCAGAAAAAACAACAACCGUAUCCACAACAGAAUCUCCAACAACUGCAGUGACGACACCUUCAGAUUCAACAACCAUUGCCAUAACAACAGAAUCUGCAACGACGGCAGGGAUGACACCGGGAGAAACAACAGCCAUUGCCAUAACAGCAGAAUCUCCAACAACUGCGGUAACAACAGAAGUGACAACACCAGCAGAAGAAACAACAACCACAUCCACAACAACAGAAUCUGCUACAACUGCGGUGAUGACACCUGUAGAAACAACAGCCACUGCCACAACAGACUCUGCAACCACUGCACUUACGACACCUUCCGAUUCAACAACCAUUGCCACAACAGAAUCUGUAACAACGGUAGUGACCACAACUUCAGAAACACCAGUUUCGACAGCAAUAACAGAAUCUGCAACAAAUGCAGUGAGAACACCAGUUGAAACAACAGCCAUGGCGGUAACAACAGGAGUGACGACACCAGCAGAUUCAACAACCAUUGCCCCAACAACAGAAUCUGCUACAACUGCGUUGACGACACGAGAAGAAACAACAGCCUUUGCCACAACAACAGAAUCUGAAACAACUGCAGUAACAACACCUUCAGAAACAACAAACCAUGCCACAACAACAGAAUCUGCACCAACUGCAAUGACGACACCAGUUGAAACAACAGCCAUUGCAACAACGACAGAAUCUGCAACCACUGCACUUACGACACCUUCCGAUUCAACAACCAUUGCCACAACAGUAGUGACUACACCUUGCAGAAACAACAGCCACUGCCACAACAGAAUCUGCAACCACUGCACUUACGACACCUUCCGAUUCAACAACCAUUGCCACAACAGUAGUGACUACACCUGCAGAAACAACAACAGUUUCGACAGCAAUAACAGAAUCUGCAACAAAUGCAGUGAGAACAUCAGUUGAAACAACAGCCAUUGCCACAACAACUGAAUCUAUAACAACGGCGGUAACAACAGGAGUGACGACACCAGCAGUUUCAACAACCAUUGCCCC
Phycodurus eques (leafy seadragon) is the source of this 1330-nucleotide messenger RNA. Its product is annotated as mucin-2-like. The transcript has a single exon. NCBI's taxonomy places the organism in Eukaryota, Metazoa, Chordata, Actinopteri, Syngnathiformes, Syngnathidae. The coding region runs from base 62 to 1240 and encodes 392 amino acids. The record is from RefSeq and is a predicted model, not a curated record.